AAGAGCUAUGCAAUGCUCUUGGGUCUGUGGCUUGGAGGCUUUGUUCACUCUGUUAUUCAGGUGGCUGUCAUCCUACACUUGCCUUUCUGUGGCCCAAAUCGGCUAGAUAACUUCUUCUGUGAUGUCUCACAGGUCAUCAAAUUGGCCUGCACUGGCAUCUUUUGGGUGGAGCUUCUGAUGGUCUUCAACAGUGGCCUGAUGACACUUCUGUGCUUCCUGGGGCUUCUGUCCUCCUAUGCAGUUAUCCUUUGCCAUGUUCGUAGGUCAGCUUCAGAAGGGAAGAACAAAGCCAUGUCCACAUGCACCACUCACAUCAUUAUUAUAUUUCUUAUGUUUGGGCCUGCUAUCUUCAUCUACACUCGCCCCUUCAAGACCUUACCAGCUGACAAGAUAGUAUCUUUCUUCCACACAGUGAUCUUUCCAUUGAUGAAUCCUGUGAUUUAUACCCUUCGAAAUCAGGAAGUAAAAACUUCCAUGAAGCGAUUAUUGAGUCGCUAUGUGGUCUGUGGGAUCGAUUUUAUAAUGAGAAAUUGAGAAGAAAGAGUUCUGGCACAAAUUCAUUAAAUCAUUUAACAAAUACUGUUUUUCACUGAUAACACCUAUUUGUCAGGCACUUUAUAGGCAAUUAAGAGUAGUUAUGCAUA
Messenger RNA from Carlito syrichta (Philippine tarsier), 644 nucleotides. Its product is annotated as olfactory receptor 4N4-like. The transcript has a single exon. Gene Ontology annotation, molecular function: olfactory receptor activity. Lineage: Eukaryota; Metazoa; Chordata; Mammalia; Primates; Tarsiidae. Gene Ontology annotation, cellular component: membrane. Gene Ontology annotation, biological process: G protein-coupled receptor signaling pathway. The annotation marks the transcript as partial. The record is from RefSeq and is a predicted model, not a curated record.